AGAUAACGUAGAAAGCUGUAUAUGAUUUUGACGUUUCAACACGUGUAUAUUUAAUAAUUUUCGGAAAAGAAGAAAAUGGGUAAAGCAAAGAAAUUAAAACCAUCCCAAAUGGGUAAAAAGGUUUCAUUGGAAGAACAACUCGAUGACGAUAAAUUCGCGAAGCCUAAAAAUCGAAAUAAAAUUAGGGUUCGAAAAGAUGAUCAUGAAAAGUUUGUUGAUGCAGAUUUAUCCAGGAAGAUUCUUUCCGCGGCGCGGGAACAACAAAUUGAGCUUGAAGAGGAAGCACAAAGUUUAGGAGAAAAUGUAAAUGAAGUUUUAACUCAAUUGGAUGAUGAUUCCGAUGUUGAGUCAGAAUGUGGACAACCACCAGAUUCGGAUAAAUUUUACGAAGAGUUAGAGAUUGAUGAGGGUGAUGAAAAAGCAAUGGAAAUAUUUAUGAGUAAAAAUCCCACACCAAAAAGGACCUUAGCUGAUAUAAUAAUAGAAAAAAUUACUGAAAAACAAACUGAAUUAGAUACUAAAUUUAGUGAUGCUGGUUCUUUACAAAUACAAGAUAUUCACCCAAAAAUUAUAACUUUAUAUGAAGGGGUUAGAGAUGUUUUAAGGAAAUAUAGAAGUGGAAAAUUACCUAAAGCUUUUAAAAUAAUCCCAACAUUACGAAAUUGGGAACAAAUUUUAUACAUAACCGACCCUCCAAGUUGGUCAGCAGCUGCUAUGUAUCAAGGAACACGAAUUUUUGCAUCCAAUUUAAAAGAGAAAAUGGCACAACGAUUUUACAACUUAGUUUUAUUACCGAGAAUUCGAGACGAUUUAGCUGAAUAUAAAAGAUUAAACUUCCAUUUGUACCAAGCGCUGAGAAAGGCUUUAUAUAAACCGGCUGGUUUUAUGAAAGGAUUUUUAUUACCACUCUUAGAAAGUGGAUCUUGCACAUUACGAGAAGCUAUCAUUGUUGGAUCUGUUAUAGCUAAAAAUUCAAUUCCAAUAUUACAUUCAUCAGCUGCUAUAUUAAAAAUAGCUGAAAUGGAUUAUACUGGAGCUAAUUCUAUUAUGCUUAGGAUAUUUUUUGAUAAAAAAUAUGCUUUACCUUAUCGAGUUGUUGAUGCUGUUGUAUUUCAUUUUUUGAGGUUUGAAAGAGAUUCAAGGGAAUUACCUGUUCUAUGGCAUCAAGCUUUUUUGACGUUUGUGCAGAGAUAUAAAGCUGAUAUUUCUAGUGAACAAAGAGAUGCUCUUUUGCAGCUUCUUAAGAAACAAUCUCAUCCAACAAUUACAGCUGAGAUUAGGAGGGAAUUGCAGAAUGCUAAGUGUAGGGAUGUUGAAGGGGAACAACAAGCUAUGAAUGUUGAUUAAAAUGUUUAGUUUAUAAAUAAAAAUAAAAGAUUAUGAUAAGGUU
This is a messenger RNA of Onthophagus taurus, 1390 nucleotides long. RefSeq names its product Bystin (gene bys). Gene Ontology annotation, biological process: rRNA processing. Gene Ontology annotation, cellular component: cytoplasm; nucleolus; preribosome, small subunit precursor. The record is from RefSeq and is a predicted model, not a curated record. Gene Ontology annotation, molecular function: snoRNA binding. Lineage: Eukaryota; Metazoa; Arthropoda; Insecta; Coleoptera; Scarabaeidae.